GAUGUCGCACUUUGCUGAACUGUUUGACAUUUGCUUGAUAUGAGAAUUGUAACGCUUGUAACGGCGCUUGUAGCGCUGGUUUUUGUAACCGUUACAACAGCUGAUGAGCCCGAUAUUGAUAUAAAUCACGCAGAUGUGGACACGCCGUCAGAUGAGAAGGUUCCAGGACACGAAGGAACUAUAACGGUCCACGUGGUGGCUCACACUCAUGACGAUGUUGGGUGGCUCAAGACCGUGGAUCAGUACUACUACGGGUCUAAAGAUGAUAUCUACAAGGGUGGGGUACAGUACAUAAUAGACACUGUCAUAGAGCAGCUGGUAAAGGAUCCUAAGAAGAAGUUUAUCUACGUGGAGAUAGCGUUCUUUAAGAGAUGGUGGGAGGAACAAGACAAGGAGACCAGACAGCAGGUCAGGAACCUGGUCAAGGGGGGACAGCUCGAGUUCAUCAACGCGGGGUACUGUAUGAACGAUGAAGCGAGUGUUCACUACGCAGCAACAAUAGACCAGAUGAGUGAAGGACUGAUGUGGUUACAGAGGGAGGUUGGAGGACCUGACUAUGAUGUUACCCCCACCAUCGCUUGGCAGAUAGAUCCGUUUGGACACAGUUCAGCACACGCAGCUCUCAGUGCUCAGAUGGGUAUGAAGGGACUAUUCUUUGCUAGGAUGCAUUAUCAGGACUAUGAUAAAAGAAAGAGGAACAAAGAUCUAGAAUUUAACUGGAAAGUGGAAAAUGGGAACUUGUUCACCGGUGUCCUGUAUCGACAACACUACAAUGCACCCCCAGGAUUUGACUUCGACCGUAGAAGGGCUGACCCCCCAAUGGUCAGGAACCCUCAAUCUCCUGAGUACAACAUUCCAGAGAGAGUUGAGGACUUUGUUUCUUAUUUGGAGGAACAGUCAUCCCACUACAGAAGUGGUAACAUAAUGCUGACCAUGGGAGGGGACUUCUGCUACCAGAACGCCCACAAGUACUUCAAAAACCUGGACAUCUUAAUGGACUACGUUAACGCCAACACAACCAACAACGGCUUCAAGAUGAUCUACUCCACCCCUUCUCAGUACAUGGACGCUGUUCUCAAAUCUAUUGGAGGGCUACAAAAUAAAACGGACGAUCUGUUCCCGUACGCUGACGGUCCCCACUCUUACUGGACUGGUUACUUCACCUCUCGCCCCACCCUAAAAGGGUAUGUCCGGGACUGUAACAAUGUGUUGCAGGUGUGUAAGCACGUGGAGGCAGCAGCAGCACCUGGUGACAAGUUGGGGGCUACUUCUGAGCUACUCAGACUGGCUAUGGGGGUCUCUCAGCACCACGAUGCAGUCAGUGGAACCAGCAAACAGCACGUAGCGGACGACUACGCUAGAAGACUAGCUGCGGGUCAGACAGAAUGUGAAACACUGAUUACUAAAGGCCUGAAGAUGAAGUCAGUGUACACUGGCAAGUUACACGCUUGUCGGUUACUAAACGAGAGUUACUGUGAGGUUACUCAGGAUGGUAACCGCAGUCUCACUAUUGUUGUGUACAAUGCCAGGGUAACUCCACGAAUAGAGUACAUCAGAAUACCUCUAACCCACCCCCACUACCACGCUGUUAACCUGGUUACACAACAGUACAUGCCAGUAGAGUACCUCCGUGUCAGCGCUGCCACUAGAGCUCUCAACCCUGACUCUCUACCACUAGAGGGGGUGUUCAGAGCUGAGCUUCCACCUCUCGGCUUCGCCUCAUUCGAACUGAGAGUGUCUCUAAACCAUGUGGGACGAGUACUGAAGAGUGUGCCAGUUUACUACGGGGAGGAUCUAAUGGUGGAGUCCCAGAUUUACAAGGUGUAUUUUGACAGUAGGACCGGCGCUAUGAAGAUGAUAACUAAUAAGCUAGCUGGGCUGAGUGGGAGAAGUGACAAACUUACUCAGAGAUUCAUGGAGUACAGUUCUAGUCCUGGUGAUAAAGUGGACAACCAACCCUCUGGAGCGUACAUAUUCAGACCACUGAACAACUCACCCGACGACCUAGGAGACCCCAUACUGACGGACUACAUACCUGGGGAACUGUUCACUGAAGUCUGGCAAACAUUCGACGACUGGAUUACCCAGGUAACAAGAAUAUACUACGAUAAGUUCCACAUAGAAGUAGAGUGGACAGUUGGUCCUAUCCCUCUAGAUCAUGGCAGGGAGAUAAUAACACGGUACGAUACUAGUCUAGCUACUAACAAGACUUUCUACACGGACAGUAACGGUAGAGAGAUGGUUGAAAGAGUGUUAAACAAGCAGCCUACCUGGGAUCUGACGGUUACGGAGCCUAUAGCGGGGAACUACUACCCAGUCAACACGCGCGCUACUAUAGUAGACAGUGCGCGCGGAAUGCAGCUGACUGUUCUGACUGACAGAAGUCAGGGGGCUGCCAGUCUCGGAGACGGACAGGUGGAGUUUAUGGUACACAGGCGGAUACUAAAUGAUGAUCACAGAGGAGUAGGUGAACCCCUUAACGAGACUGCUAAUGGUAGAGGGCUGAUAGUGCGGGGGAGGCACUGGCUGUUCUACUCAGAUACUAUCUCUUAUCACAUGCACCGAGAUGUUGGUCUGGACUUGUUUUACAAACCCACUGUUGUUAUUGGAAACGAGGGAGGAAUUGAGGUGCCUACAUGGAACUUCUACAAGAGCGCGACCCCAGCAAGCCAAUACCUGAACAUAGUGACCCUGCAGAAGAUACCCUCUGUAAACGGGACGGAUCUGUUAGUGAGACUGGAGAAUACUUUACCUGGGUCUGAGGGAGGCAAACCUAUUACUGUCAAGUUGGAUGAUAUAUUUGGAGUGGAGGGUAACUUCAACGGAUAUCAGGAGCUUGGCUUAGCAGCAGACAGAGAUAUAAAGAAAGUUGUAGAUUACAAAUCUCACACCCAACAUGACGACGCUGCCAAGCACACUAUUGAACUCCAGCCCUUCCAGAUACGGACCUUCAUUCUCAACUUCAAUAGCACCGAGACUAUGUUCUAGUCACGUGGUGUGUGACGUCACGUGGUGUUACGUGUGACGUGAGUGACGUCAUACAUUUUAUGAGAUUUCCGAGACUGAUUUAUUGCGGGACUCCGGGAGUAAACUAUAUCCGAUUAUUUUCGAGUACACUGCCAGUGUUGUCGGAGCCUGCUUGUACUACAUAAUAUUGCGGUUGAUUUAUGUUUUAUUGUGUAACAUAUUGUAUUGUACGUCUGAUAUAUUAACAUGUGCAUACAUCAUUAUUAUUAUAACUUUAAAGUUUC
Messenger RNA from Bolinopsis microptera, 3251 nucleotides. Its product is annotated as lysosomal alpha-mannosidase-like. Lineage: Eukaryota; Metazoa; Ctenophora; Tentaculata; Lobata; Bolinopsidae. The record is from RefSeq and is a predicted model, not a curated record. The coding region runs from base 40 to 2988 and encodes 982 amino acids. Gene Ontology annotation, molecular function: carbohydrate binding; alpha-mannosidase activity. The transcript has 16 exons. Gene Ontology annotation, biological process: mannose metabolic process. Gene Ontology annotation, cellular component: lysosome.